AAGCCCUCCACGCGCAUUCCGUCCAACACUUUGUCUACGCAGUGAAUGACGCCGUACGCACUUGGCGCGCAUGUUCGCCAGGCCGCUGGCCACGACGCUGCGAGAGCAACCCUCCGUUGCCGAGUGGUCGCCGGGGGGCGGGCGCGGCGCAAGCGUGGAAGUGACUUCCUCACCGCGUCGGCGAAGAAAGCAAGAGCCUUCUCUUCAUGGCCCUUCCUCGCGAACCCGGCGACAACAUCGGUCCCUGGUGAUCUCUGAAACGAGGCAGCAGCUCCUUCUACGUCCCCCAAAACUUCAUGCUGCCAUCCAUCAUGGUGUUCCAGGGUAUCAAAGUUCGGCGAGCCAUUGCGUCGAACACUUUGUGUGCAUCCGGCGAGGCCUUCUAAAUCCACAAUUUAUUUAUUAUUCACUUUUAUUUUGCUUUUCGAAAAAUAUUUUAGCAGUCCCCAUUUCGUAAUUUCAACACUUUCCCAGUGGUAUUCUCGUAACUCCGACCGUGAAAACGAAGCCACGCCAACCAUCCCGGCCGAAAAGGGCAGAAAAUGACCUAAUUUAACGCCUUCUCUCUCUCUCUCUUCGCAGCCGUGGGAGAGUUACGCCGACAUCUCUCUCCUUCUCCCAUGGCGAUCGAAUCGGCAGCGCGUUUUCCAUCUCUCCCAGGCAUCAAUGCGGGAUUUGCGUUCGCAUUGGUAUUGUUGUCGCUUUGGAUCGGAACGGGGAUGGCGGAGAUCCGUGAAAUGGCGGUGCUGUCCGACGCACGGUCUAUCAUCCCCUUUGACGAGUUCGGAUUCACCCGGUGGGGCGGCCUGGAGCUCAACGUCUCCGGCAUCUCCUUCUCCUCCGAUUCGUCGACGGACGAUUUGGACCUGACGCAAUUGGGAUUCUUUCUGUCGACUCGGGACGCCUGGAUCCACGUCCUGCGCCAGCUGCAGGAUCUCGACAUCACCUGUGCCCUCCAGUCGGAGCUCGUCCGCGUCGUCUACUCCUUCGACCGUUUACUCCCGCCACCCAAUCCCUCGGGCAUAGCCGUCGCCCGCGCCACCACCUUCCGUUACGCCGUCAACCUCACCGACAGUCCUGGCCAGUUCACUCUCGUCUUCGCAAACUGUCUCCCGCCGCUCGGCGUCUCCAUGAAAGUCCGCUCUGCCAUGUUCAACCGCCCGGAUCCUAACGAUCCAUCUUCCCGCGCCUACUUAUCUGCCGGCGCCGCCGUGCUCCCCCAAGUGUACUCCUAUCUCUUUUUCGUGUACGCUGCUCUCGCCGUGUUUUGGGCCGCGGCCCUCUUCCGGAGGCGCCGCUCCGUCUUUCGCAUCCACUACUUUAUGCUCUCUGUCGUCAUCCUCAAGGCCCUCAAUCUCCUCUGUGAGGCCGAAGACAAGUCGUACAUCGAGCGCACAGGCUCAGCCCACGGUUGGGAUGUCCUCUUCUACAUCUUCAGUUUCCUCAAGGGCAUAUCCCUCUUCACCCUCAUCGUCCUCAUCGGCACUGGCUGGUCCUUCCUCAAGCCCUACCUCCAUGACCGGGAGAAGAAGGUGCUCAUGGCCGUGAUCCCACUCCAGGUCGUUGCAAACAUCGCUCAGGUCGUCAUCGACGAGUCCGGACCCUACGCCCGCGACUGGGUGACUUGGAAGCAAGUCUUCCUCCUCGUCGACGUGGUCUGCUGCUGCACUAUCCUCUUCCCUAUCGUCUGGUCCAUCAAGAACCUCCGCGAGGCUGCCAGGACCGACGGAAAGGCUGCUGUCAACCUCCUGAAGCUCACCCUCUUCCGCCAGUAUUACAUCGUUGUCAUCUGUUACAUCUAUUUUACUAGGGUGGUGGUUUACGCCCUCAUCACAAUCACUUCUUACCGAUACCUGUGGACGAGCGUGCUUGCUGGGGAGCUAGCCACCCUUGGUUUCUACGUCUUUACUGGGUACAGGUUUAGGCCUGAGGCUCAUAACCCUUAUUUUGCCAUUGAUGAUGAAGAGGAGGAGGCUGCCGCUGAGGCGCUCAAGCUGGAUGCAUGAUGACUAUGAAUUGUGAAGUAAAAAUAUCCAGUAAGCCAGAGAUUAGAGGUUUGUUGCUUCGUUUUCUUUCUUCUUGUAUCUUACAUUACUUCACGUUGUUCCACAUUUGCCACCUGAACAUGUAAAAUCUCGUUCAUUUGCUACCAAAUUAUACAUGCUAGUUAAUGUAUGUUUUUAGUGAUUGUUACAUCCUUGUUCGUAUAUUGAAACUUCCCUCACAUUAUUGUUCUUUGACACUUUUCGAGCUUCUAAUAUUGAUGGUCUA
Molecule: messenger RNA, 2271 nt
Organism: Zingiber officinale
Lineage: Eukaryota; Viridiplantae; Streptophyta; Magnoliopsida; Zingiberales; Zingiberaceae
Product: protein CANDIDATE G-PROTEIN COUPLED RECEPTOR 7-like
Exons: 1
Coding region: 621-2006 (461 amino acids)
Biological process (GO): transport
Cellular component (GO): membrane; Golgi apparatus
Source: RefSeq, a predicted model, not a curated record